AUGAGAGAUCAGCUGGAACAUGUAGUCAUACUCUUAGAAAAUAGAAAGCUAGCUAUGGCCAGAGAUCAACUUGGAGCUACCCCUCUGCAUAAAGCUGUCUGGUUUGGGCAUUACAAAAUUGCCCAUUAUAUCAGUCACCAAUUUCCAGAGACACUAAAUGCUAUAGACAUGGAGGGACGAACUGCUCUUCACUAUGCAGCAGCAUUAAAAGAUAAUAGGAACAUGUAUGGCAUAUUGAUUGAAGCAGGCGCAAAUAAAGGUAUAUUCGACAACAAAGGGAAAACUGCUGAUUAUUACUCUCAAUAUCCGGAACACUUAAAUUUAGAAGAAGUAAUCAAGAGAUGUCACAAAGUAAACGCUAACUACCUUGCCAACACAGCUAGCAGAAUAAAAGGAAAAUCACCAGUUAGGCAAUCCCCUCCUCCAAGCAACGGAAAUUCAAGCAGUCCUCGUUCCGACGACAAUCCAUCCAGUAAAGAAACAAGUCAAAGCAACGAUAGUGGUAAUGAAAAUGAAAUGGUUUCCAUUCUUCAAAAAGAAAAACUUGCCAAAAGGUUGGAUAUGAGUAGCGCAAACAUUAGGAGAUGGGUGAAUGCUAAAGAUAUGGACAAAUUAACAAAAGCGGUGAUGGAAGGCUAUGGCGAUAAGGUUGUUCGAGUAAAUACUACUGACGAUUCCGAAGAAAAGGAUCAAAUAUCCGGAAAAAUUACAGAGAUAGUUGAAAGAAUUAAUGCCAUUCACACUGCUGUAUCCAGUGACGAUUUAUCAGAGCUUCAAACUCAUCUGGAAGAAAAGGACUAUGCAUUAGCGAAAGAUCAUAUGGGCAUGACCCCUCUACAUAAAGCAGUACUUUUAAAGAAGACGAAGAUUGUUGCAUUUCUUAUUGAAAGGUUUCCAGAAACUAUUAAUGCCAAGAAUAAGAAUGGGCUUACUGCGCUUCAUUAUGCAGCUGCUAUGUCUAGAAAAGAUGGCUUACAAUUGUACAAAAUGCUUUUACAAGCAGGAGCUGAUCCUAAAAUUCGGGAUAACCAUGGAAGGACACCCGAUUAUUACAAAACUCAUCUCAUCACAAUGCCCAAAACAGGAAUGAUGAGGUCAAGGCAAGCAGGAGGACGGCAUCCAGAAACAUUGAACCGGUACAGCAAACAAGGUGGUGAGUAA
This is a messenger RNA of Stegodyphus dumicola, 1161 nucleotides long. RefSeq lists its product as uncharacterized. The record is from RefSeq and is a predicted model, not a curated record. Lineage: Eukaryota; Metazoa; Arthropoda; Arachnida; Araneae; Eresidae. Gene Ontology annotation, molecular function: protein binding.